Talpa occidentalis (Iberian mole) is the source of this 1543-nucleotide messenger RNA. RefSeq names its product NKG2-A/NKG2-B type II integral membrane protein-like. The transcript is spliced from 6 exons. Lineage: Eukaryota; Metazoa; Chordata; Mammalia; Eulipotyphla; Talpidae. Gene Ontology annotation, biological process: stimulatory C-type lectin receptor signaling pathway; positive regulation of natural killer cell mediated cytotoxicity. Bases 152 to 856 code for a protein of 234 amino acids. The record is from RefSeq and is a predicted model, not a curated record.
CUUCAGACCAGACAGUGUGUUGUUCAACUGCAAUAUGAGUCUGUCACUCAACUUACUCUCCGCCCACAGUGUUCUGGUCCUAUGCACCAUUUAUUAAGACUGAGAAGCAUUUGUCACAGAGCACAGCUCCUGACUUUACAGAGCAGCAGAGAUGAACGAGCAAAAAGUCACCUAUGCAGAGCUGAAGCUGCCAGGGGUCUCAAAAAGACCGCAAGUGAAUCCUAAAAAGAGUAAAAUCUCAACUACUGGAACGGAGCAGGGAGUAACCUACGCAGAAUUAAGUCUUCACAAUGCUGCUCGGGAUCCUCAGGAGAAUGGCAAGUCCUGUCACCUCAAAGGCUUAGCAGCACCUCCAGAGAAGUGCGUUGCUGGGAUCUUGGGACUCACCUGCCUUGUCUUGAUAGGCAUUAUUGUGCCCGUGUGGGUUGACACCCGUAGAUCUACUGAAGAACAAGAGAAGAAUGAUUCCUCCGCAGUAACAAACAUCCAGAAAGCAUGUCAUUGUGGCCCUUGUCCAAAGGGGUGGUUUAAGUACUCCAACAACUGCUAUUACUUUAGCGCUGAAAAAAAAACCUGGAAGGAGAGCGUGACAGCCUGUCAGAGUAACAACUCUCAGCUGCUCUACAUAGACACUGAGGAAGAAAUGAAAUUGAUGAACUCCAUAUCAGUGUUUUCAUGGAUUGGAGUCUACCGUAACAGCAGCAGUGACCCAUGGAUAUUUGUAAAUGGGUCAACUUCCCAUUUAGAGAUAAGAAAACCAGCAUUUUCUAACUACCACUGUGUUAUGCUACAAUCUAAAUAUUAUGCAGAUAAUUGUGAAGUUCUAAAGAUGUAUUAUUGCAAGCAUAAGAUUUAAAUUAAAAUAAAAAAUGUAAGUUUGGAUUUGUUUGCAUACUUUUCCAUUCAAGAAAUAAUUCUUAUUAUUCAUAAUAUGUUUUUGUUCUAGUGGCAUUUUUCUAAAAUAAUUACUGAAAUACACUAUGUUCAGCCAGAGUACAGAUAGUAUUACUUUAGUGCCUGAACUUUUUUGCGGUGUUCAACCUUCAAAAAGAUCAUUUGUGGGCCUCCCUGGUGGCACAGGGGUUAAAAACAAUGCUAUCAAGCUAUCACCAGCCACUGCAGCAUGAGUUGGAUCCCCAUGGACCAGUGAAAAUCCACAUGGCACAGCAGACCUCUCCUGUCAUGCUCGUUGCUCCCCUUAGCAGUGCAUUUCACUAGAUCUGCCUGUUCUGCUCCCCCCUCCAUCUGUGGUGAAUCCCCUCACCUCCUGCAACUCUGGCCUACAGCCCAGUUCUUUUAUGCAUAAAUAAAUAAGUCUUUAAAAAAAUCAUUUGUUGUGUGAGUCCAGUUAUAAGUGACGGCAAAUUCACUUUCAUACAGCAUGUGGAUUGGGGGUUGCCGGGGUCUGAGGGGAGGUGGUAUGAGGAACUGGCCACUGAUUAGUUCUCUGUUUCUUUUUGAAGUGAUGGAACUUUUUUAGUGCUAAGAAUAGUGAUGUUUGCAAACUCUGAACGUGUUAAAUGUCUUUGAUUUAUUUACUUUA